Podarcis lilfordi (Lilford's wall lizard) is the source of this 330-nucleotide messenger RNA. Lineage: Eukaryota; Metazoa; Chordata; Lepidosauria; Squamata; Lacertidae. The record is from the annotation of a GenBank genome assembly.
AUGCAGCUUCUGCUGACGUGUCGAAGCCUUUCCCCCUCUUUGUCAGCUGUCCAGGGACCUCCUGCCCAGAGCCAGAGUCUCAGGAGCAUUCAGGUAUCAGUUGUGCAACUUAAGGUUUCUGGAGUCAUAGAAGGCUCCACAGACAAGAUAGCAGCUCUGGUGGGGGGGGGGUGGAGACACCUGGAAUGGACAGCCUUUAGCAACUUUAGAGAUGGGUUAACCAUCCUGUUGAUAGUGGUGCAGCAAGGAUGGCACCUCAGAACUGAAUAUCAAGUCCCUGCCACCUGGCGGACCAUCCGGAGAAGAGCAGAUAAUGGCAAACAAGUCUGA